Protopterus annectens (West African lungfish) is the source of this 1684-nucleotide messenger RNA. Its product is annotated as carbohydrate sulfotransferase 4-like. Lineage: Eukaryota; Metazoa; Chordata; Ceratodontiformes; Protopteridae. Gene Ontology annotation, cellular component: Golgi membrane. The record is from RefSeq and is a predicted model, not a curated record. Gene Ontology annotation, molecular function: N-acetylglucosamine 6-O-sulfotransferase activity. The transcript is spliced from 3 exons. Gene Ontology annotation, biological process: sulfur compound metabolic process; carbohydrate metabolic process; N-acetylglucosamine metabolic process. The coding region runs from base 345 to 1520 and encodes 391 amino acids.
UGCAAGAUUUGCAUAACACAAUGUUUCAUCACAUUUCACUUGCUCUACUGCUCACGCCUUCAAACUUCUAUGUGAAUUACCUUAUAGCUAACACAGUAUUGAAAUGAAAUGGUUACUGCCGUUGCCAGGUAGAGAAAAAGAACAUGAAUCUUUCUACUUCAUGGAGUUUCAUCAACAUUAGUGUGACCCAGCUGGAAAUUUCUGGUCACCUAUUUACUCUUUUACAAUUUGAACUUAUUUACUCUAGCAAACGGUGUCAAAACAGCUAAUGACUUCUUUCCAGAUUACCUUGAUAUAUUUGUCAACCAUCUUUCUUCAAGUCCCUGGCUGAUAUUUCGAUCACCAUGGUCCGGCUAUACUUUGGCAGAAGCACAAUUGCCAGUUUCCUUAUAAUUCAGCUUACAAUAGUUACUUUUUUCUUUUUGAAUCAAAAGAACAAUGUACCUUCACCUGAGAAAGUGCCAGAUAAAGCCCAUAUAUUGAUUCUUUCUACCUGGCGGUCAGGGUCUACCAUUGUUGGCCAGAUUUUCAGCCAGCAUCCAGACGUUUUCUACUUAAUGGAACCUGGCUGGCAUGUAUGGAUGAACAUGAGGAAAAGCAGAUAUAAUAUCUUGCAAGCAUCCAUUCGAGACUUAUUAAGAUCAAUUUUUCAGUGUGAUAUGUCUGCUUAUGACUUCUACUUGCCUGAUCCCAAAAAGAAGCAAUACUUAUUCAUGUGGAAAUUUAGUAGGGCCCUUUGUACUCCUCCUGCAUGUGAUGCAUUUCAGAGAACAGACAUCACGUCUGCUGAUCACUGCAGGACACUUUGUGCAAACACCAAUUUCAGUAAAGUGGAAGAGACCUGCAAAACUUACAGUCAUGUUGCUUUGAAGGAAGUUCGACUGUUCAGCUUUAAGACACUUCAUCCACUGCUUACUGACCCAAAGCUGAAUCUGAGGGUAAUCCAUCUCAUUCGAGAUCCCAGAGCUGUCUUUCACUCACGAGAGCAAGGCUGGGCAAGUUUAUUCGCAGACAAUGAUAUAAUGUGGAAUGCAUAUAAUUCCACAAAAUAUGAUAAAUAUAAAGUGUUUGAAGACAUUUGUAGAAGCCAGCUAAGGAUUUACAGAGAGGCAACCAAAGAAUUGUCUUCUUUUAGCAAUCGCUAUAUGAUGAUUCGCUUUGAAGACCUGGUCAGAGAUCCAAUUAAAAAAGUAAAAGAGAUGUACGAAUUUGUUAACUUGAAGAUGACACCACACCUUAUGGAAUGGAUUCUAAAAAUGACACGUGGAAAAGGAGUCGGUGAUAAAGAUCAGGCCUUUGACAUAACUUCUCGUAAUGCAGUGAAUGUGUCUCAAGCAUGGAGGUACAAACUUCCUUUCCAAACUGUAAAAGAUGUGCAAAACCUUUGUAAAGAACUAAUGUCUGUGAUGGGUUAUCAACAUGUCAAAUCAGAAAAUCAGCAAAGAGCUCUGAAGCAUGAUUUAACAUUAGGUAUAAAUGAUGCAGAUGAAAACCAAGAAACAAUCAAUUUCUGGUGGUAGCUAACCAUGUCUCAGGAAACAAUAAGACAUUAUAAUGUAAACUAAUGGAACUUUGAACAAUUACACUUUUUUAGCAAUUUAGUUUCACCAAAAUGUGAAGAGACCAUGCUUGUGAAUCUGUACAUUUUAACACAAUAAAAUUAACUACAAGAUGCUUCAUAGGA